Leptomonas pyrrhocoris is the source of this 675-nucleotide messenger RNA. RefSeq names its product putative 60S ribosomal protein L13. Gene Ontology annotation, biological process: translation. Lineage: Eukaryota; Euglenozoa; Kinetoplastea; Trypanosomatida; Trypanosomatidae. Gene Ontology annotation, molecular function: RNA binding; structural constituent of ribosome. Gene Ontology annotation, cellular component: ribosome; cytosolic large ribosomal subunit. The transcript has a single exon. Bases 13 to 675 code for a protein of 220 amino acids. The record is from RefSeq and is a predicted model, not a curated record.
GCCGAAGCGAAGAUGCCGAAGGGAAACAACGCGAUCCCCCACGUUCACCAGAAGAAGCACUGGAACCCGUGCUCUUCGCAGAAGGGUAAUGUGAAGGUGUUCCUGAACCAGCCGGCGCAGAAGAACCGCCGCCGCCGUCUGCGCCUGGUGAAGGCGAAGAAGGUCUUCCCCCGCCCGCUGAAGGCGCUGCGUCCCCAGGUGAACUGCCCGACGGUGCGCCACAACAUGAAGAAGCGGCUGGGCCGCGGUUUCUCCCCUGCUGAGCUGAAGGCCGCCGGUCUGAACCCCCGAUACGCCGCCACCAUCGGCAUUCGCGUGGAUGGCCGCCGUAAGAACAAGUCCGAGGAGGGCAUGAACGUGAACGUGCAGCGCCUGAAGACCUAUCUGAGCAAGCUUGUGCUGUUCCCUGUGAACCACAAGAAGGUGCAGAAGGGCGAGGCCUCGGAGGAGGAGGUGAAGGCGGCCACUCAGGACCGCUCUCGCUUCGGCGAUGCCGCCGUGGGCCCGGUUGUGAUGCCCGCCAAGGAGGCGCCGCGCGCCGUGACGAGCGAGGAGGCGACGAAGAACGUGUACGCGUUCCUCAAGAAGAACCACUCCGCCGUCCGCUUCUUCGGUGCCCGCAAGGCUCGCGCGGCGCGCAAGGAGGCUGCCAAGGAGGACAAGGUUGGCAAGUAA